AUGCAUCUCCGUGCAGACGUGAGCGGUGGGAAUAUUUUGUGGGAUAUGGUCCCUCUGGACAAGUACAACACGGCUACGAAAUACAAAUAUCUCGGUCGACCCGAAAAGGCAGCUCUACGACCCGGAGCUUGGAAAGCCGGAGAGCUUGUCAGUGAAACAAAGAUACCUCAAUCUUUGCUGAGAGCAAAAGUAUAUCUCAGUGACUUUGGUCUUGCAACAGAUGCCAAUAAUCAGAUCAUGAAUAAGUGGCAGCCGACCUGGGGAUACUGUGCUCCUGAAAGAAUGCAUAAGUUUCCAGCCAGCUUUGCCGGUGAUAUGUGGGGUUAUAUGUGUAUCUUGAUUAGCUUAUAUUUUCGACAUUCGAUAUUUGAUCGGGGCCUUGAUGCCAUAGUUACUGCUCUUGGCCCGAUGCCUAAAGAGUGGAAAGGUUUGAAAGAGAAACCAGAAGACGAGUGGUAUGAUCAGAAUAUGAGAGUUGAUACUAAGGAAGUAUUGGAACGGAUGUUCAAACUCGAACUUGCUGACGUGAGUACAGCUGAGCGAGGUCAUAUAAUAUCCAUUAUUCUGGCAGUGCUUCGCUAUCGUCCGGGGGAACGCCUUACUGCUACUCAGCUUCUCCAUCAUCCUUCAUUCAAAGCGGUGAUGAAUAUGCACUGGCCCUAG
Molecule: messenger RNA, 663 nt
Organism: Paracoccidioides lutzii Pb01
Exons: 1
Coding region: 1-663 (220 amino acids)
Biological process (GO): protein phosphorylation; intracellular signal transduction
Cellular component (GO): nucleus; cytoplasm
Molecular function (GO): ATP binding; protein serine/threonine kinase activity
Source: RefSeq, a predicted model, not a curated record